AUGAUCGACGUCCUCUUCACCGCCGAGGCCUACGGCCCCCCGCUGGAGGAGAUCACCAGGCUCAUCAGGGCGUCAGAAGGGGACGAGGAGGUCAGGAAGGCAACCGCCGAGGAGAAGUUUGGCCAUCUCAAGCCGUUUGUCCUGCUGGACUCCUACAAGAACGAGAUGAAGCUGCAGCUGACCGGCAGCGCGACGAACCCUUACGUGCACAUGGGGGCCAUGGGCAAGGGCGAAUCGAUCAAAUCUUGCGCGGCGCACGUCGUGCACACGGGCACGUGGGCGUACCUUGACCCCAGGUCGUCUUCGCUGGGCCAGCCGCACCCAUCGGGUACCCCUCCUGGUGGUUUGAAUUCAGCAGCGAGCAGCCAACGGCCUUGA
Monoraphidium neglectum is the source of this 378-nucleotide messenger RNA. RefSeq lists its product as hypothetical. Lineage: Eukaryota; Viridiplantae; Chlorophyta; Chlorophyceae; Sphaeropleales; Selenastraceae. The record is from RefSeq and is a predicted model, not a curated record. The transcript has 2 exons. The coding region runs from base 1 to 378 and encodes 125 amino acids.